Molecule: messenger RNA, 4576 nt
Organism: Parasteatoda tepidariorum (common house spider)
Lineage: Eukaryota; Metazoa; Arthropoda; Arachnida; Araneae; Theridiidae
Product: major facilitator superfamily domain-containing protein 6
Cellular component (GO): membrane
Source: RefSeq, a predicted model, not a curated record
AGCGUUAUAAGCUAUGAUUUGCAAACACAAAAGUAGAUAAACGGAAACGACUGGUACAUUUUGCAAACAAGCGCAUGUGUUGUUUUUACCGUGUCAUCUGAAUGCAUUUAGAAGUUAAUUAUAAUUUAAUGAAUUUGUUUAAGCAAUCAUUUUAAAAAUUUUAAGUUUUCAGAGAAAAAAUAUUGCAAGAAAGUAGAAUGAGGAUGUAUUAAAGUGUUGUGAGAAAAGUAAGACAGUUAUUAAAAAGCAAUCAUGGUUGACUGUACAUCUUACAUCAGGAGGAUCCCUUAUUAUAAUGUAAAAUUGCAUUACUUUCUUUUUAAUGGAGCUAUGGCAUGUAUUAUUCCAUACUUUCCUAUCCAUGCAAAAGAAAUCGGCAUCUCGGCAGUAUCGGUCGGUAUUAUUUACUGCUUACUACCAAUUGUUACAAUGCUUCUAAAACCUCUGUUUGGGGCCAUCGCUGACCAUUUUAACAAUUUAAAGACGUUACUGCUCAUAUUUUUAGGUGUCAUUAUGCUAACUUCUACUCUCACUGUUUCCAUACCCAGAAAGCAGAGUAUGAUAGGAAGUGAAAUACGUUGUUCCGCAUCAGGUACAAGCCUCUAUUUUAAAGCCAAACCUAGUCAAGAUUGCAUGAUAGAUGUUUUGUUGUUGAAGCCAUUAAAAUGUUACAUGUAUUGCACAGAAUGCCUGGAAUUUAAAAAUGUGCCAUCUAGUAAAAACACGUCCAGUCAAAUUUGUUCCAAAAAGGUGAUGCACCCAGCAGAAAUUGAACUAGAUUUAGAAAAGACUAACAACUCUACUCACGUUUUUAAUGUGAAAACCAUGACACUUUCGGAAAGAGUGAUGAACACUCUUUGCUUUGUGAACUUGACUUUUAGUUGCAAUUCAUUCUGUGAACCCAUCUUGCAGGAAUGUUUCUCUGGGAAGGAAGAGCCUGAAUACCACAGCGAUCAAUUUUGGUUGUUUUUUAUAUUUGCCACAUUAUGUGUUAGCUUAUAUGGUGUUGCUACUUCUUUCUCUGAUGCAACAUGUUUUAAUGAACUUGGCGAGAAUGGGCAUCUCUACGGUAGGCAGCGAUUGUGGGGAACAAUCGGAUGGGGUCUUCUCUCGCCGCUUGCUGGUUUUUUCAAUGAUCUCAUCACCGGAGAUUCUUUCCUAAAGGCCUAUCAACCUGGCGCAAUUCUGCAAGUUCUGAUUUUGUUAAGUGAUCUCUGUGUUGUAAACAGAUUAAAAACAAAGAACUAUAAGUUUUCUCAAAGCAUUCUUAAAGAUAUGAAGACUGUUCUCUGUAGGUUUAAAGUAGUUGCUUUUGUAAUUGCUGUCAUGGUCAUUGGAUCUUUUACUGCUUUGAUUUGGUCUUUCUUAUUUUGGUUUUUAGUCACUAAAGGAGCCAACAAAAUUCUUUUGGGAAUCAUUCCUGCAGUGCAGUGCUUCUUAGGAGAGUUUGUGUUCUUUUUUUUCUCAGGACAAAUUAUCACCAAACUUGGUCAUUUUAAUGUCCUGUCCAUAACUUUUGUUUGUUUUUUCUUGAGAUUUUUUGCUUAUUCUCAAAUUCAAGAUCCUUGGAUGGUAUUACCAAUAGAGAUUCUUCAAGGUCCAACCUAUGGUUUGUUUUAUUCAACGAUGGCGUCAUUUGCACACGAGGCUGCUUUACCUGGUACUGAAGUUACUGUUCAAGGACUUGUUGGAAGUGCUUUUGAACUUGGUAUGUGCCUAGGUAACCUUAUUGGUGGCUUUGUAAUGCAAAACUAUGAUGGAGCUUUCAUGUUUUACUAUGCUGCUCAGAUUUCUGUGUCAUAUCUUGCUGCUCAUGUCCUUUUCACAGUGCUUAUAAAGUAUUUUGAUAGAAAAGAAAAAGAAAGAACUAAUGAAGAAAGUACGCCUCCAGCAGAAGAAAGUGCCUCUUUUAUGUGAAGUCAGUUAAGAAUAUUAUUCACCCACUCCAUGUCCAAAGACUUCACUAUUUAUUUGUUUAUCAUUAUCAUUUGAGCAUUUUACCAAUACUGGUUAUUCUAAACGGAAAUCAGUAUUUUCCUGUGAAUCUCUUUUCAUAUGACAAUUUUUUCAUAUUACUUAAUAGAAAUAGAAUUGGUUAAAAGGGAUGAUAUAAAAGUUCCAUUUAACAAAUCAAUUUACAUAAGUGAUACAGUUUUCAAGCCAAAAGAUUCAAACCAUUUAAACAUUAUUGAUUCCAGUCAACAGGUUAUAAUUAGCGUUUAUAAACCUAUCGUAGAUUUGGAUAAACAAAUACUGAUUUAAAUCAAAGGAUUAGAAUUACAAUUUUAAACCAGAAUUAAAAUAGUGAUUUGGAUGACUAAAUCCAUUGAGGAACAAGUGAUCUGAGUCUUCAAACUAAUAGAUUCAAAUCAAUAGAUGGAUGAACAGUUAUUCAAAUUGCUGAUUCCAGUUAAUAGGUUUUAAUCAGCAGAUUCAAAAGUAUAAUAGAUUUGAAUCAACCUACUGAUUUAAAUCAACAGAUUAGAAUUAUUAAUACAAGCAAGAUUUAAAAUAGUGAUUCCUUUCUUGAGAAUAAUGAACAAGUGAUUUGAGUCUUCAUAGCAAUAGACUUGGAUAACUUAUUCAAAUCAGCAAAAUAAUGGAUUAAUAGAGAUUAAAAUUGUUGAUUUUAAUUAACAGGUUACAAUUAGCAUGUGCAAUCGUAGAUUUUAAUAAACAAAUACUGAUUUAAAUCAAUAGAUUAGACAUACCAGGAUUUAAAUAGUGAUUUGGAUUACUAAUUCCUUUGUGGUGAAUAAUUUUUUAAUUUGAGUCUCUAAACUAAUAGACUCAAACCGUUGAUUUAAAUCAACAAAAUGAUGGAUAGUCAUUCAAACUGUUGUCUGGUCAACAGAUUAUAAUCAAAUUAAAAAAAAAAAAAUUAGACUUGAAUUAACAUAUUGAUUUAAAUCAACUGAUUAGAAUCACUAAUGCAAAAAUAGGGCUUUGAAUUACGAAUUCCUUUGUUGUGAACAAUGAACAAGUAAUUCAAGUCUUCAACACUAUAGACUUGGAUAACUUAUUGAAAUCAUCAAAAUAAUGAAUUCAUAGUGAUAGAAAUAGUUUAUUCCCCUCAACUGGCUAUAAUGAAUGGAUGUAAACUUAUAGAUUUGAAAUAUCUGAAUACUGAUUGAAGGCAAUAUAUUAGAAUCAUUAAUUUAAUCCUGAACUAAUAGAGUGAUUAGAUUCAAAUGAAUGUUAGUCCUUUCUCUGUAUCCAAUUUUAUUUGAAACUUACAGUGCAGCUAAGAUCAGUGUUAAAAUUAUUAUUCCAUUUCCUAAUCUCAUUGAUGUUGUUGGUUUUUUGUAAUUUGUCUUUAUACAAAUGAAUGCAAGGUGUAAUUUUGUGAUAUAAAUAUUGACAUUAUUUAAAACUAUAAUAUACUUUCAAAAAAUAUGCUAUGAAAUUUUAUAUAUGUAUAGAUUUGUUGUUGCCAGUGAUUCAUAUGAAGUUUUUUUUUUAAUUAAGAUAGUCAGUUUUUUGUAAUAUUUGGCUUUAUACAAAUGAAUGCAGAGUGCAGUUUUGUGAUAUAAACAUUGACAUUAUUUAAGAUUAUAAUAUACUUUCAAAAAAAAAAAAAAACAUGUUAUGAAAUUUUAUAUAUGUAUAGAUUUGUUAUUAAUGGUGAUUCAUUUGAUGUUUUUUUUAAAUAAGAUAUUUCAUAAGUGUGUUGCGAUAUAUUGAGUUUUACUAUUGCCUAGAUACAUUGUCAAUAGGGUGUCUGCUAAUCUAGAAUGAUCAAGGAAGUUUAAAAAUCCAUAAAAUAGUUUUCAUUUUAUAUAAUAAAAUUAAGUACUUCAGGUUAAAGCCAAAGAGCAAGAUUAAAUUAACAAUUUAAAAAUGUUGGUAAUUUAGUAUUUUAAAUUCGAUACCUUUUAUAAACUUAGAAUAUACGUUUUUUGAAACCAUUUUUUUUCUUUUCAAAUUCAUAAUGAUGCUUUGAUUAAACAAAUGGCACAAAAUUUUUAUGUAACUUAAUAAAAAGUAAUAUAUUUAUUAUUGUACAUAAAAUUUAAUUUAUUUUAAAUUUUUCUAGAAGUUUUUUCUCAGAUAAUAUUUUUUUUGUUUCUGGGUGAUUUUCAGGAAUAUCCAUACUAAUUUGUGUCUAUGUAGGCAAGGAAAACAAGCAAACAAAUACUUGAUUAGAAAAUAUAAAUAUUGCAAGUAGUUUCCUAUUAAUAAACUCCAAUGGGCAUCAUAAGCAAAAUAGCAAAGUGACAAAUUUAGUAAAAGGGGGAUAUUAUUGCCCUCUUGCCAUAGAAAUAAGGCAUAAUUCAGAUUUUUUUUUAUGUAAGAUCAAUUAAUUAGCCAAUAAUUCUUUUAAAUAUCUGCAAAGUAUCAUAUUUUUUGGAAAUUUUUUUAAAACACCUAAAAAUUAAUUUGAAGCUAAUCAGUUGAUAUUGGAAAAUAAAAAUGUUACUAAAAUUUUUUUAGAUAUUAUGCGAAUUGUAAUUAUUCAAACUAAUCUGUUUCUCUUUAAUAUUGUCCUAGCAGUAUGGGGAAUUUAACAGUCAAUUAGGAAUCUUGAUCUAAUCUUGCUUCAUCAUAAUGAUAGUAUUAGUUUUAAUUUUUCUGA